AUGGUUCUGAUCCCACAACCCAGCAAGGCUCCGAACAUGGAGAACCUCCAACCCAUCUCUCUCACUUCCUGCGUCGGGAAGGUGGCGGAGCACGUCGUCCUCAAUAGACUAAGUAGAUAUCUCGAAGACAGCAACGUCUAUACUCACAACAUGAUUGGCUUCCGCGCCAGCCUCUCGACGCAGGACGCCAUGAAGAUUAUCAAAGAUCAAAUCAUCGACGGCAGUACCAGGGACCCCAGACACCACGAACUCGACCUCGAGAAGGCGUUUGAAAACGUUCUCCACGAAUACAUCCUGGCCUACGCCGCAGAUGUCGAGCUGGGCCCCAGGCUAUAUAACUAUGUCCGUUCGUUCCUGAGGGGGAGGAAAGCGAAGCUGCAGAUCGGCGACUUUGUCUCCAACGAGGUGCUCCUGAAUCCACGGGACACGCCGCAAGGCGCGGUCAUUUCGCCCACUCUCUCCAACAUCUGCAUGCUUGGCCUCUCAGGAAAGCUGGCCCAAGUUGAAGGUAUCAAAUACACCAUCUAUGCCGAUGACAUAACGAUCUGGUUCACCGGCGGUAACAAGUGCAAGUGGAAAGCGCCAUGCUAG
This is a messenger RNA of Dermacentor albipictus, 591 nucleotides long. The record is from RefSeq and is a predicted model, not a curated record. Lineage: Eukaryota; Metazoa; Arthropoda; Arachnida; Ixodida; Ixodidae.